CAGCAGCAAAACCUGCACAGAAAACAUUCUUCUAUGUUGCUUUCACUAAAGCAAUGCUAUUUGAGGUGUAAUUGACCACAUGAUCAUCUUUGGAAGGGGGAACUGUCUUUCUUGAUGUCAACUCAGCUCAUCCAUCAUGACAGAUUGCCACUAAAGGCACCCAAAAAGGCAAAGAAGCGGGCAGAAGGAGCCAAUUCAAAUGUCUUCUCCAUGUUUGAACAAACACAGAUCCAGGAGUUCAAAGAGGCUUUCACAAUCAUGGACCAGAACAGAGACGGGUUUAUCGACAAGAAUGACCUGAGGGAUACGUUCGCAGCUUUAGGCCGCCUGAACGUCAAACAAGAGGAGCUCGACGAGAUGCUAAAGGAGGCUCCAGGACCCGUUAACUUCACCGUCUUCCUCACCAUGUUUGGGGAGAAGCUUAAAGGUGCCGAUGCAGAGGAGACCAUUCUGAAUGCCUUUAAAGUGUUCGAUCCAGAGGGAAAGGGGACCUUGAGGAAGGAUUUUUUGGCACAGAUGUUGACAACGCAAGCAGACCGAUUUUCUCCAGAAGAGAUGGAGCAGAUGUUUAGUGCUUUUCCUCCAGACGCAGCUGGUAAUCUGGACUAUAAGAAUCUGGUCUACAUCAUCACACAUGGGGAGGAGAAGGACCAAGAGUGAAAUAUCUCACGUUCAACAACUGUCACUUCAACAUCACGACACAUGUAUGACACAAUAAAUAUCGA
Molecule: messenger RNA, 725 nt
Organism: Onychostoma macrolepis
Lineage: Eukaryota; Metazoa; Chordata; Actinopteri; Cypriniformes; Cyprinidae
Gene: myl2b
Product: myosin, light chain 2b, regulatory, cardiac, slow
Exons: 7
Coding region: 115-660 (181 amino acids)
Biological process (GO): muscle cell fate specification; cardiac muscle contraction; heart development
Cellular component (GO): myofibril; cytoplasm
Molecular function (GO): calcium ion binding
Source: RefSeq, a predicted model, not a curated record